AGGGAGGAGGCCUACAAUGGCUCAAAUUACUGCCUAUGUCGAGUAUUUUGGUCAAUUCACAUCAGAACAAUUUCCUGAUGACAUAGCAGAGCUGAUCCGAAGCCAAUAUCCAUCCAAGGAAAACCGACUUUUUGAUGAAGUUUUAGCAACAUUUGUUCUCCACCAUCCAGAGCAUGGUCAGGCUGUUAUUCUUCCUAUUAUUUCAUGCAUUAUUGAUGGUACUCUAGAAUACAAUAGGAGUGGUUACCCAUUCGCUUCUUUCAUCUCUUUGGUCUGCCCCAGCAGUGAGAAUGAGUAUUCUGAGCAUUGGGCACUUGCAUGUGGGGAGAUCUUACGAAUUUUGACUCAUUAUAACCGCCCAAUUUACAACAUUGAACGUCACGACAAUGAAGCAGAUAGAAUUAACAGGGUGACCCAUGCUUCAACAAGUAAACUCGUGGAUGGAAAACCUUCUUUGCCUUCUGUACAACAAGAAAGAAAAACUAUGAGGCCACUGUCUCCCUGGAUUACUGAUAUAUUGCUUGCAGCACCUCUAGAAAUUAGAAGUGAUUACUUCCGCUGGUAUAAGGUGGUUAACAACAUUUUAGAAGCAUCACUGGCUCAACACCAUGUUAAUCUAUUGCUUUUACUCAGGUAUUACUCGAUUGCUAGUCCAAGUGCCACUCAAAGGCUGCUCCUUGGACUUCUAGAAGCUCCACCAUCCUGGGCUCCUGAUGCACUUGAUGCUGCUGUACAACUUGUGGAACUCCUUCGCGCAGCAGAAGAUUAUGCCUCAGGAACAAGGCUUCCAAGAAACUGGAUGCAUUUGCAUUUCUUGCGUGCAAUUGGGAUUGCAAUGUCAAUGAGAGCAGGAAUUGCUGCAGAUGCUGCAGCUGCUUUGCUUUUCCGAAUACUUGCUCAACCUGCUUUGCUGUUUCCUCCAUUGAGACAAGUUGAUGGUGUAGAAGUUCAACAUGAACCACUUGGCGGUUACAUUUCAUGUGAACGUAAGCAGAAAGAAGUACCUGCAAUGGAAGCUACAACUGAAGCUACUGCCCAAGGGAUUGCAUCAAUGCUUUGUGCCCAUGGCCCCGAAGUUGAAUGGAGAAUAUGUACCAUAUGGGAAGCUGCUUAUGGUUUGAUUCCUCUAAGUUCCUCUGCCAUUGAUCUUCCUGAAAUCAUUGUCGCAACACCUUUACAGCCUCCUAUAUUAUCAUGGAAUUUGUAUAUUCCUCUUCUUAAAGUCCUUGAGUAUCUUCCUCGUGGAAGCCCUUCUGAAACAUGUCUCAUGAAGAUAUUUGCUGCCACCGUUGAAGCAAUUCUUCAGAGGACGUUUCCACCUGAGUCUUCUAGAGAACAAAUCAGAAAAGCAAGAUACGAAUUUGGGUCUGCAUCCAAGAAUCUUGCUGUGGCCGAGCUCCGUACGAUGGUUCACUCACUAUUUUUGGAGUCAUAUGCCUCUGUAGAGCUUGCCUCUCGGCUUCUUUUCAUAGUGUUAACUGUCUGUGUCAGUCAUGAAGCACAGCUGAGCAGAAGAAAGCAACCUAAAGGUGAAGAUCGAAACAUUUCUGAAGAACUAAUGGACGACUCACAAGAAGCCACCAGAAAACAAAGAGACAUGGCAAAUAAACGGUCGAAAAAACUGGGGCCCGUUGCUGCAUUUGAUUCUUAUGUUAUUGCUGCAGUUUGUGCACUAUCCUGUGAACUUCAGCUCUUCCCCUUGAUUUUGAAAGGGGGCAAUCAUUUAGGUGCCAGAAAUAUAUGUGAUGUAGAUAAACCUGCAAAAGUAAGUGAUCCACCCAGUGACUUACGAAAUGGUAUCGACUCUGCUGUUUAUCACACUCGUCGAUUAUUGACAAUUCUAGAGGCACUUUUUUCUUUGAAGCCAUCUUCUAUAAGCACGUCAUGGAGUUACAGUUCAAAUGAAAUAGUGGCUGCUGCUAUGGUUGCAGCUCAUGUUUCGGAUCUUUUUAGAUGUUCGAAGGCUUGCAUGAAUGCUCUUUCCAUCUUGAUCAGAUGCAAGUGGGAUAAUGGAAUUUACUCUCGGGCAUCUUCCCUUUUCAACCUCAUUGAUAUUCAUAGCAAGGCUGUUGUAUCCAUUGUCAAUAAAGCAGAACCAUUAGAAGCACACCUACGGCACACCCCUGUUUGGAAGGAAACAACUUUGUGUGUUAAUGGGAAAAAACGUACUACAAGUACUAGCAGUAGACUGCAGUGUGAAAACUUGCCUUGUACAGAAAAUCUACUAAAAUGUGAGAAGUCUUCCUACUCUGGUGAGGAUGACAGGUGUAUAGCGGGCAAAGGAAUUGCGAGUUUCCCAAUAGAUGCUUCAGAUUUGGCAAACUUUUUGACAAUGCACAGGCAUAUAAGUUUUAGUUGCAGCGGGCAAGUUCUUAGGUGUGUCCUGACAGAGAAACAAGAAUUAUGUUUUUCAGUCGUUUCAUUGCUCUGGCAAAAAUUGAUUGCAUCACCUGAAACACAACCGAGUGUUGAAAGUACUUCUGCACAGCAAGGAUGGAGGCAGGUGGUUGAUGCACUCUGUAAUGUAGUAUCAGCAUCACCGGCAAAAGCUGCAACAGCUGUUGUUCUUCAGGCGGAGAGGGAAUUGAAGCCAUGGAUUGCUAAAGAUGAUGAUCUUGGUCAAAAGAUGUGGAGGAUCAACCAAAGAAUCGUAAAAGUGAUUGUGGAGUUGAUGAGAAAUCAUGAAGCACUGGAAUCUUUGGUAAUACUUGCGAGCGCAUCCGACCUCCUCCUACGGGCCACAGACGGGAUGCUUGUUGAUGGAGAAGCAUGCACUUUACCACAGCUGGAGCUGUUGGAAGUAACCGCUAGAGCAGUUCAACCAGUGCUCGAGUGGGGAGAAUCAGGAUUGGCAGUCGCAGAUGGCCUUUCAAACCUGUUGAAGUGUCGACUACCUGCUACAGUUCGCUGUAUUUCUCAUCCAAGCGCUCAUGUUCGAGCUCUUAGUACUUCAGUUCUUCGAGCUAUUCUACAUGCCUGUUCAAUGAAAUCGAGCAGCAAACAAGAGGAUAUAAAUGGCAUUAGCAAUCCACCUUAUCUGUAUCUAAACGUGGGCGUUAGCGACUGGCGAGCAGAUAUUGGAAAGUGUUUGACGUGGGAAGCUCAUAGUCGACUUGCGACUGGCCUGCCUAUAAUGUUUCUUGAAAAUGCUGCAAAGGAAUUAGGCUGUACUAUAUCCAUUUGAAACCACCUUAAAUACCAGACUUUCUGAGUAUGUUUUGUCUUUCAUUGCAAGAGUAAAAACACGACAAUUACUGGAAUUCUAUGAUUUUCGUAUUGGUCAAAUACUGAUAUGAGUUUAUCUUCUAAUUUCUGCUAAUGACAAUUAUACGUGUCUAACAUUAAAAUUUGUUCGAUCUUGAAUGGUGAAUCGACUUCAAAUAGUCUCAA
Messenger RNA from Olea europaea var. sylvestris, 3390 nucleotides. RefSeq names its product protein GIGANTEA-like. The transcript has 12 exons. Lineage: Eukaryota; Viridiplantae; Streptophyta; Magnoliopsida; Lamiales; Oleaceae. Bases 17 to 3184 code for a protein of 1055 amino acids. Gene Ontology annotation, cellular component: nucleus. Gene Ontology annotation, biological process: response to stress; regulation of circadian rhythm; regulation of long-day photoperiodism, flowering. The record is from RefSeq and is a predicted model, not a curated record.